Talaromyces amestolkiae is the source of this 1182-nucleotide messenger RNA. RefSeq lists its product as uncharacterized. Bases 1 to 1182 code for a protein of 393 amino acids. The transcript has 2 exons. Gene Ontology annotation, biological process: mitochondrial respiratory chain complex I assembly; biosynthetic process. Gene Ontology annotation, cellular component: mitochondrion. The record is from RefSeq and is a predicted model, not a curated record. NCBI's taxonomy places the organism in Eukaryota, Fungi, Ascomycota, Eurotiomycetes, Eurotiales, Trichocomaceae.
AUGUCAGCGACAAAAUCAACUCUACGCUCUCGAGCUUUCAUUUCCUCGAGGCAUGUCCGCCAUGAACGACGCACAUUUUGCGGAUCAUCCCAAUGGCAAGCCCCAGUGAGCGGCGCAGCAGAAGCUGAGACACAAUCUGCUCGAACCUAUUGCACGAAUCUCGUAUCAACCUACGACCGCCCCUCCUACAUCCUCAGCGCAUUCAUCCCCCGUCAAGCACAAACAUUCUACCUCGCUCUCCGCGCUCUUAACGUUUCAUUGUCUAUGAUCCCCGACACCACCUCCAGCCACACCAUCGGACUAAUGCGCCUCCAGUUUUGGCGCGACACCAUCACCAAGACACUCUCCGGCGCCCCACCAAAGGAACCCGUCGCCAUCCUCAUAGCAAACGCAAUCGACGACCUCAGCAGCCGCACCAACGGCGGCGCCCGCAUCAGCAAAGGAUGGUUUCUGCGUAUGAUCAACGCGCGCGAACAGACACUCACAAACACGCCCUUCAGGGACAUUGCCGCGCUCGAAUCCUACGCUGAAAACACAUAUUCCACUCUGCUGUAUCUGACUCUGUCGUCUCUGCCCCUGACGUCCGUGACGGUGGACCACGUGGCUUCGCACAUUGGCAAAGCAGCCGGUAUAUCCGCCGUGCUCCGCGGGUUGCCGUUGGUCGCAUUCCCGGGUCCUGCGAAGCAUCACUCCAACCAAUCUUCAGUUUUGAGCUCUGGCGGAUCAGAGAAUAGACAAGGCGCAAUAACCCUUCCUUUAGACAUCAUGUCCCAAUCCGGCGUCAUUGAAGAGGAAGUCUUCCGCAAAGGCGCGGACGCCGCAGGUCUCAAAGACGCGGUCUUUGCUGUUGCGACGAGAGCGUCAGACCACCUAAUUACGGCGCGGCAGAUGCUCAAGAAUCUGCGCGAGGGGCAGGAUGUAGGUCACGAGUUUGAGUAUGAAGGCGAAGAAGGUCAUCAAUACAAUGAUGCAGCUGCGGAGAAAGAGGGUGUAUCACCCUACGAAAAACAAUUAGCUGAGGUUGAGAGAGGGUUUGGGGUCUUGAUGCCGGCCGUAUCGACGCAGUUGUGGCUCSACAAGCUGCAGUCGUACGACUUUGAUAUUUUCAAUCCGAAGUUGCUACGGAGCGAUUGGACGAUGCCUUGGAGGGCUUAUUAUGCGCAUAGCAGGAAGUCUUUCUAA